Molecule: messenger RNA, 1884 nt
Organism: Rotaria sordida
Lineage: Eukaryota; Metazoa; Rotifera; Eurotatoria; Philodinida; Philodinidae
Source: the annotation of a GenBank genome assembly
AUGUUACCGACUUCUGCAAUUCCGACGUCAUCGAAUACAGUGGAUGAUUGUUCGAUUUGUCUCAAUGUUCUUGCACCCGGCUUGCCACUGUUAACAUUGUCUUGUAAUCAUAAAUAUCAUUUGAAUUGUCUGGCAUCAAAUGUUCAAGCACAGAACAAAGAAUGUCCUUUGUGCCGAGCUCCAAUUGACGCAUCAAUUGUUCAACUACUAACAAGCCGUAUACAGCCACCAAUACAGCCACACAUAACGCCUCUUCCUAUCCCGUUUCCUAGUCAGAUACGUGCGGCUUACAAUAUUCCUUCUGUCGAAGAUCCAGUUGACGAAGCUGCUGUACGAGCUCUUUUCAAUCAUCUUGCUUCUGCUCGACAAGCUGCUAUUGCUUCAGCAAACACAGCGAGUAAUCUUCCAUUGAUCACCGUUUCAAUAACAUUGGAAUAUGGCGCCCAAAUAUCGCAUGAAGAAUCAAAUAUUUACGGUCUUGUCACUCUUCAAGCAUCUUCUGCUAUUCUUCCAUCCAACAAUGAAUCCUUAGCAUUACCUCAUGCUCCCAUCGAUCUUGUUUGUGUCGUUGAUCAAAGUGGAUCAAUGUCGGGAGAAAAAAUGAGACUAUUAAAGCAAACUUUAGUUUAUAUUGUUGAACAAUUGAAUGAUCUUGAUCGACUAGCUAUUAUUUCAUUUGAUACACAAGCUUAUGAUCGUUCACAUGGACUUAAACGAAUGAAUCAACAAAAUCAACAAAUCUUAACAAGAACAAUCAAUUAUGAUAUACCUGCAGGAGGCGGUACGUAUAUAGGAUGUGGACUGGAAAUGGGUAUCAAUCUAUUCACUAGUCGUCGGACAAAAAAUUCACUGGGUGCUUUGCUCUUACUUACCGAUGGUCAAGAUAAUCUACAACAUGAUUAUUCACAAUUGAUGGAAACAUUACCCGAAGGUGUUCUGUGUCACACUUUCGGUUACGGACCGGAUCAUACGGCAUCAUUACUUGUGCAACUAGCUGAGAAAGGCAAUGGAGGUACUUUCACUUAUAUAGAUCAAGUACAAGCAGUUGGUUCUGCCUUUGCCAUGACUUUAGGUGGUUUGUUUAGUUGUAUUGCACAACAACUUCGAGUCAAUAUUGAAUUCAAUGGAGAAUAUAGAAUUAGUCAUGUUCAUUCGAAACAUGAACAUGAACCUAAAAAAUUACCUUCAAAUAAAAUUACGUUUAAAUUGAAUGAUCUGAAUGCCGACGAAAAACGAAAUCUUGUUUUUCAAUUACAUGUACCCAAGGUGAAUAACAAUCAACAGGUCGAAAUGGAUAAUCAACAAAUCAUAUCACAAAAUGAACAAACAUUCUUUGAUCAAUCGACUAUUGGUCAAGUAAUAGUUACCUAUGUAGAACCAAACAGUAAUCAGACAAUAACUACCAAUCCUGUUUCCUUUCAAUUAAUUCGAAUGGACCAACCAUCUGCUGAUCUACUUCAAGUCAAUUACACACUUGAUAUCCAACGAAAUCGAGUAGAAACUGCUCGUGAAAUCAAACGAGCAAUGGAUGAGAAUGAUUAUCAGCGAUCACUUGCCAUUCUAAAAGCUCAAGUUGAAAAGAUCAAAGCUAGUGUAUCCGCUCAAGAUCCAUUCUGUCAAUUAUUAGUAAAAGAUCUUGAAUAUCGCUAUCCAUCAGAACGUGACUAUCGCUCAUCACAUCAGAAUGCUUACAUGCAACAUUCGUCCGAACGAGGCACAUACGCACCGACGACCAAUGCCAGUGCUGCGCAGUAUCUCAGUUAUCCACAGCAGCAACAGGCCACUCACUUUCAGCAAAAUCAGCUACCACCCAUGUACAUCCAGCAGCAGAUGCCACCUCCUUAUGUUCAGCAACAACUACCGCCUCCUUAUGCUCAGCAAUAA